UUAGUUGAUAAUAGGUAGAUUAAUUUGUAUUUUGUUAUAUUAUUGAGAUUGUCAGUUAAUAGUUAAUACUUAAUAUUUCGUAUGGCUUUUCUAUAUAGAAUUGUUUGUUUGAAUAUUAUUUAAAUGUUAUAGUACAUAAUGCGUGAAAUAGUGAUUAUGACCGUUGAACCAACGAACGGCUUUGCUAAAAUAAUUUUUUAAUCCUUAUUCGUAAUUGGCGUCGGUUAUAGCAAUGUCCAAGUCCAAGAGAUCAGUUCAAGACCAACCGGGUCCAUCGUCAGCGAGUAGCCGUAAUAUCGAUGACCCAAUAGUCCAGAAAAUACUGGAAACCAAAGAAUUAGAAAAGAGUUUACCAAGAAUUGAAAAACUAAUAAAAGUGUCUAAGAAAUCUUGUUGUCAGACCACUGGCUGUACUUGUAAUGGAUGGCAGCAAUCUAAACGGUUAAGUCAUCCUAUUAUGAAUUCACUUUGCAAUAAACCCUCUUGCAAUCAUCCACUUUCUGAACAUACAAAACAUUUAAUAAGUAUUGAUGAUCAUCAGUUAAACAGAUUAUUGGGAUUUGUAUUUGAUCUUGACAACAUAGCAAUAACCGUAGAUAGAGAAUCAAAAAAACCAGAUAAUGAACGAAAUUUUGUUCUAGAAGAAGUUUACAAUGCAAUUUAUCAUGAGUUACGGAAACACGUUUACCCUGAUGCUGUUAUUUCCAUGGAAAAACUAUUUGGACCACCUCCUUUUGAAACCCCAAAUAUUGUUAAGGCUUUAAUGAAUUUUAAUAUGUAUAAAUUUGGACACGAAAGUAAUCAACUGAAAAUAGCUCUCAAGAUAACUAAAAUAUUAUUAAAGCACUUAGAUACUUGGAAGUGGACUGCUCCAAUGGAACUACCUUCAUGUAAAACACUUCAACAACGUAAUAGUUAUGAAUUUUACUAUCAUAGAUACAUGGCUUUCUGUUAUUUACCAAAAUAUAUUUCUUCUAUUGCACCGGGCUGCAAAAUGAGCAUGAUUUUUGGCCGCGAUGUGUUGAAAUUUGUUCUUAAAGUAUUUAGAAUGCAUUUAAUGGAUUGGUGUCACACAGAAUCUGUUAAUUGGUCUAGUCACAGAAAAUUUUUCUGCAUGAACUAUUUAUCAAAGUACAUGAAUCUUUUAGAAGACGAAGUUUAUGCCACACAUUCACCAAUAUGGGAUUUACAUUUUAAAGAUUCUGAUUUGAAAAGAAUCAUUCUCAGUGAUUCUCAAGACUCUGGACUCGAUAACGAUGUAGAAUUUGUGAAAGAAAAAUGCCCAAAUGAUGAUCUAUCUGGAAAAUCAAAUGAUAGAGUUAACAUUGAAAAUAUAAUAUCAGAUGAAAAGAUUAUGGAUUUAUUAAAAAAGGCGCAAAGUGGACCUGUUACUUACUCAAAGGAAUUUGGAUUUGAAACUGGACCCCGAGGCCACCAAGCUCGAACAGAAGAGGCACAGGGUAUUAUCCGUUUUGUAGUUAUUGGUAAUUCUCUAGACUCAAAAGUGGAAAAAAGCACUAUGAUGUGGUUAAUACAAUUACGAAACUUAUUUCGCACUCAGUUACCUCGAAUGCCAGUUAGAUACAUUACUAGAUUGGUGUUUGAUACGAAACACAAAACACUAGUGUUAUUAAAAGAUGACGUUCCAAUUGGUGGUAUUUGUUUUUGUCCAUUUAUCUCACAAGGAUUUACAGAAAUUGUCUUCUGCGCUGUAAAAGUAGACCAACAAGAAAAUGGAUAUGGAACACAACUUAUGAACCAUCUUAAAGAUUACCAUAUCGAACACAAAAUUUAUCAUUUUCUUACUUAUGCAGACAAACUUGCUAUAGAAUAUUUUAAAAAACAAGGCUUUAGUCAAGAUGUAAAACUGUCAAAAAAACUUCAUCAGGAUUAUAUAAAACAUUAUCAGGGGGCUAUCUUAAUGCACUGCGAACUAAACCCAAAAAUUAUUUACACCCAGUUAACUUCAGUCAUACGUCUACAAAAAGAAAUUGUAAAAAGUCUAGUAGAAGAAAAACGAAUCGGUGUUGAAAAACAAUAUCCUGGUCUGACAUGCUUUUUGGACGGUGUACGUAUGGUGACUAUAGAGUCGAUACCAGGAGUUAUGGAAACCGGAUGGAUGCCGACUGCACGUUCGACUAGAAAUAGCCGGGUGACUGAAGAAACCACUGAUGCAGAUUUGUUGGCUAAACACUUGAAAAAAGUGCUUCAAUACGUAAAAUCGCAAAAGUCUGCCGGACCUUUUAUGAAUCCAGUAGAUAAAGCAGUGCCAAACUACUAUGAUAUCAUCAAAUAUCCUAUGGAUUUGAGUACAAUAGCCAAACGGUUGUCAUCUGGUUAUUAUGUAACUAGAAAACUGUUUAUAGCGGACAUGAGACGGAUGUUCACCAAUUGCAAGACUUACAAUCCUGAAGGGUCAUACUGGUGUGAAUGUGCUAAUGAGCUAGAAAGAAAUUUCCAAACAAAAAUGAAAGAAAUGGGACUAUGGGAUUAUUGAUAUAAUAUAUUAUUUCAGCUGAAUUUUAUAAACAUAAUUUUUGUUUUCACAGUUUUGCAAUAUCAAGUGACAAUGUGUACUUGAUUCAUAAUUUUUAUUUUUGUUACUAUUAUUACUAAUUAUUUUUAAAUAUUAUGACAAUUUGUGUUUAUACUUAUUCUUUUCUUGUUUUGUACCAAAAACUAAUUGGAUGACUAACGAAAUUUGUAGGUAAAUUUUUCAUAUUAUAUUUUUUUUAUUGUACAAACAGUUAUUCAACUCGUCUUUUAAUUUUUUCUUCCAAAAUACUUAAGUGAUAAUUAUUACAACUACUAGAAAAAUUUAAAUCAAAAAAUGAAUUGUAUAAAAAUUAUUUUAAAACAUGAAUACAUAUAAUAUAAUAUUCAUUAUAAUUUAUAAUACACCAAAACUAAUAUUUUUCUUCUAUAUUGUAUCAUAUACUAUAGUUAAGUAAGAUUGGUAAUAUUUAUGCGAAGUCAUCUUACACCUUGGUGUUCUUUUAAAUUAGAAUAGAUCUACUAAGUAUAUCCAAUAAUUAUGCUAAAAUAUGAAUAAGAACUAUAAUAGAACAAUAAAGACUACACUUAGUAUUUUGGAUUUAACACUCCUAAUUAUAUUUAUUUGUCAAAUAAAAUAAAAAUGUUUACACUUUUU
Molecule: messenger RNA, 3151 nt
Organism: Adelges cooleyi (spruce gall adelgid)
Lineage: Eukaryota; Metazoa; Arthropoda; Insecta; Hemiptera; Adelgidae
Gene: Gcn5
Product: histone acetyltransferase KAT2A
Exons: 15
Coding region: 233-2497 (754 amino acids)
Biological process (GO): chromatin remodeling; positive regulation of transcription by RNA polymerase II
Cellular component (GO): histone acetyltransferase complex; nucleus
Molecular function (GO): protein binding; histone H3 acetyltransferase activity
Source: RefSeq, a predicted model, not a curated record